Messenger RNA from Mauremys reevesii (Reeves's turtle), 1086 nucleotides. Its product is annotated as F-box only protein 17-like. The coding region runs from base 126 to 965 and encodes 279 amino acids. NCBI's taxonomy places the organism in Eukaryota, Metazoa, Chordata, Testudines, Geoemydidae. Gene Ontology annotation, molecular function: ubiquitin protein ligase activity; protein binding. Gene Ontology annotation, cellular component: cytoplasm; SCF ubiquitin ligase complex. The record is from RefSeq and is a predicted model, not a curated record. The transcript has 7 exons. Gene Ontology annotation, biological process: glycoprotein catabolic process; SCF-dependent proteasomal ubiquitin-dependent protein catabolic process.
UCCGGUGCUCGCUUUGCAGCCGUGUAAACGAGGCCGGGGCGGCUCCAAGGCGGGGCCGGGAUCACAUGGGCGGAUGCGGCCAGGAGCGGUAGCUGGGCCUGAGCGAGCCGGGCCGCCCCGCGGACAUGGGGCAGGGGGGGAGCCGGGCUCCCCCGGCCGCGCUGGACCUGAACCCGCUCCCAGACGAGCUGCUGGCGCUGAUCCUGAGCUGGGUCCCGGGCCGCGCCCUGGUGACCCGCUGCCGGCCGGUGUGUCGCCGCUGGCGGGACCUCAUCGACGGGCCCACGGUCUGGCGGCUGCAGGGCGAGAGGCGGCCGGGCUUGGGGGCCACCCUGGCGGCCACCCGCCUCUGCCCCCCGCCGCAGUGGAGCCGGAUCUGCCUCCUGGAGCCUUUCGGGCGCAACCUGCUCCGGAACCCCUGCGGGCAGGAUCAGUUCUCUCACUGGCAGGUGCAGCAUGGGGGCGAUGGCUGGCAGGUGGAAGAGAACCUCUGCCCGGUCGAGGGCGCCCCGGCCCAGACCUGCUUCGUCUCAUCCUUUCGCUGGUGCGUCAAAUCGCAGCUGGUAGAUCUUCUAGAGGAGGGGUUGUGGGAAGAACUGCUGGAUACCUACCAACCGGAAAUCUACAUCUCCGACUGGUGGGGCGCCCGGUAUGACUGUGGCUGUAAAUACUCCAUCUGUGUCAAGCUCCUGGCUGCCAACAGAAGUACUGUAAUCGCUGAAUUCCAGGCUGGUCCCCAUCGCUUACCACCGUCGAGUGACUCGCCGUAUCACCAGUUGUCCCACCGGUUCAGGCAGUACGGCCGUGGAGUGCGGUAUGUGCAUUUCCUCCACAAAGGGAAGGACAUUCUUUUCUGGGCAGGACACUACGGCACACGGAUCACCAACUCCACUGUCAUGGUGAAGCUCAACCGAGAGCCAGGAGCGGGUCCCCAUGAAUCUCUCACAGUUUUUUCUGCCAGCUGAUGCCUGUGGUGUUGCCUGUCUGAUGUGUAUCCAAAUUCACAGGCAGCAGGGGAUAUCGUCCUGUUGACUUGGAGGCGUGAUGCUGGGGGAUCUGGUGCUCUGUUACCUCUCUCAAAAAAAA